CUGUAUAUCUUCAUUUCUGUUUCCCUGCUCUGUCUUCAUUGUUUCUUUGCUUUCGAGUUCUCAUUUGUUCUCUUAAAGAACAUUGUUACUAUGUUUUGGUUUAUUACUUAUUAUUAAUUUCACUCUAAUUGCAGUGCACUUAAUACACACAUCUUCAAUACGUCUUCACAGUCAGGUCUGCCAUGGAUCCUGUGUGAGGCCAUGAAGAAUUGACGACGUUCCUCUGAGUCAGUAUAUAUUUAUUAUCUUGGCACCGGUAUGACACGAUGAUGAAUUUUUAGGUUGUAUUCAAAUGAAAGGCCUGACAUGCCGGGACACUGGAUCUGUAGGAUACGAGCAACAGGCCUCGCUGUUGCCAAGUCGGCGCACAAACAGCACAAUGCCCGGAGGCACAGUUACAUGAAUGUGAGAGAAAAUUACAGUUUGUGUUGUGUUUGCCUAUAUGUGUGCAUGCCUCGACACAGUGCCCCGCAUGUGUGUGUGUGACUGUGACUGUGAGCAGCCUUCGAGACAACUGCGCAUUUGCUUGGCCAACUUUUCUGUAAAACCACCAAAAACUAAUACAUUCCAUUAACUUCAUUGGGAAGGUGUUUGGAUGUAUUUGCUUCCAAUGAGCCUGAUGGGAGACGACACUGGCCACAAGGUGCGCGUCCACCUGGCUGGUGUCAGGUGGUGGUGAGGCUUGGGGGAUGCAAAUGGGGCAGGGACUGUCUGGCAGUGAGGAGGCACGUCCAGCUUCAUAUGUUUGCGCACGCGUAAUGCAUGCAUUCACGUGCACGCGUGCACGCCGACACCCUGGCGCAUACAUAAAAGAGAGCAAACACUUCAGCUCUUUCGGGGGCAGAUGGCAAAAAUGUCAAGCACGCGGGAUGCUGCGCUCCAUCCAGGCGGAGCCGGCUGCGCGGUUUUACGCACGACUGCUGCACCGAGCUCAUCCAGAAAGACCCCGAGGCUUCCUGAAUUCAGCCUGAUCCUCUCAGUGAUGCUGCUCGCCUCGGUCCGGCCAGCAUCCGCUCAUCCCCAGUGUCUGGACUUCGAGCCACCUUUCCAACCUCCCUGGCACCUGGAGUUCUGCAAGCAGUACGAGGAGUUCGGAUGCUGCGAUCAGAAAACGGACAACAUGAUCGCGGAGAGAUUCUGGGACACCGUGGAGCAGCUGGAGGUGGCCGGUCACGAGCUCUGUGCAGACAUGCUGAAGGAAGUCAUGUGUCAGGAGUGCUCUCCUUAUGCCGCCCACCUCUAUGAUGCAGAGGACCCGUACACACCUGUCAGAGAGCUGCCCGGCCUCUGCUUUGACUUCUGUUCUGAAUUUCAUAGCAAAUGUGGCCACGUGGUUAAAUAUUUAACUGAGAACCAGCGGCUGCAGGACACCGCUGAGCGGGACAUGUCCACGUUCUGCACCCUGAUGGACCUGUCUGACCAGGACUACUGCUAUCCCAAUGUUCUGAAGACCCAGGACCUCAACGGGAACCUGGGGCAGGUGGUGGAAGACCGCAAAGGGUGUCUCCAGCUGUGCCUGACUGAGGUGGCCAAUGGUCUGAGGAACCCCGUCUUGAUGUUGCACAGCGGAGAUGAGACACACCGGAUGUUCAUCGCAGAACAGCUGGGCUUUGUGUGGGUCUACCUGCACGACGGCAGCCGGGUGGAGCAGCCUUUCCUCGACAUGAGCGGGGAGGUGGUGACCACCCCCUGGUUUGGGGAUGAGAGGGGUUUCCUGGGCAUGGCCUUCCACCCCAAGUACCGGCUCAAUGGACGCUUCUUCAUCUACUACUCUAUCCAGGUCAACAGCGAGGUGGAGAAAGUCCGGAUCAGUGAGAUGAAGGUGUCUGCUCACGAUAUGAACAUGGCCGAUCCUUAUUCCGAGAGGGUUAUUUUAGAGAUCACUGAGCCAGCUGCAAACCACAACGGAGGCCAGCUGCUGUUUGGUUUGGAUGAAUAUUUGUACAUCUUCACUGGCGAUGGUGGAAAAGCUGGGGAUCCAUUUGGGAAGUAUGGCAACGCACAAAACAAGAGUGCUCUGCUGGGAAAAGUACUGCGAAUUGAUGUGGACGUACGUAACCCCAGUGGGAGGCCGUACACGAUCCCCCCCGAUAACCCAUUCAUCCAUGACCCAGACGCCCGGCCUGAGGUGUACGCCUACGGGGUCAGAAACAUGUGGCGGUGCUCUGUGGACCGCGGCGACCCCGUGAGCCGCUACGGCAGGAGCAGGAUAUUCUGCGGAGACGUCGGGCAAAACCGCUACGAGGAGAUCGACAUUAUUGUGAAAGGAGGGAACUAUGGCUGGAGGGCCAAGGAGGGAUUCGAGUGCUAUGAUUUGAAACUGUGCCACAACUCGUCAUUGAACGACAUCCUGCCCAUAUUUGCUUACAGCCACCAUGUUGGGAAAUCUGUGACGGGGGGGUAUGUGUACAGAGGAUGUGAAUCACCCAAUCUGAACGGCCUCUACAUUUUCGGAGACUUCAUGAAUGGUCGAAUAAUGGCGUUAGAGGAGGACAAGAGGACGGGAGUGUGGAAAGAAAGGAGUGUGUGUAUGGGUGAUACGAAAACAUGCUCUUUUCCCGGACUCAUCAAUCAUCACCACAAGUUCAUCAUCUCGUUCGCUGAAGAUGAAGCAGGGGAGCUUUAUUUUCUGGCCACUACGUACCCCAGCACCACGUCUCCCUCUGGAACCGUUUUCAAAUUCAUGGAUCCCUCCAGACGAGCUCCUCCAGAGAAAUGUAAGCGGAAGCCGCUGCCGGUCAAGGUGAAGGGGAAAAAGCUUCCAUUCGUGCCCAGGGAAUUGACCGUGCUGGAAACAAACGAAAAACCUACGAGACCACCUCCGAAGAAAAUAAAGCUCACCACCAAACCACCAACAACGAGCAGCCCAGUCAAAUCUACAACGUCCGCAACCAAAGCGACGACGUCCGCAAACAAAGUGACGACGUCCGCAACCCAAGUGACGACGUCUGCAAACAAAGUGACGAUGUCUGCAAACAAAGUGACGACAUCUUCAGCCAACGUGACGACAUCUUCAGCCAACGUGACGACGUCUGCAAACAAUGUGACGACGUCCUCAGCCAACGUGACGAGGUCCCCAACCAACGUGACGAGAGCGAGCACUACGGCGCUAAAGUGGAAAUCACCUGAAAAGAAAGCAAAGGAAAAAAGUACGUUGAAACCACGGAGGAAAACCAAAAUCAUGAACAAGCAGGAAGCCACAGCACAAACGAAGAAGAAUGCUCCGCGGCAGAAAUCCAGGGAACAGUCAAAGAAGACCACGGCGACAGAACCCGUCAGUGAGAAAGAUAAAGUUAAACCAAAGGCCAAGCAAACUGCCUCAGACAAUUCAAAAACAAACGGUCUGCAGGCCUCCGAGAGGCUGAAAGAUAACAUCCACAUGAAGAAGAAGAAGAUUCUCCAGAGGAAAGCAGCACUGAAACAAAUCAAACUCGGGAAGAACAACAUGAAGGUGAAAGAUGAACUUCACGCUUUCAUGAACAAAACUAAGACAAACUUGAAUGUGAAAAGCAACAGAACAAUGAGAAACCAACUUCAGGUAAAAAGCAAGAAAGCCAAAGACACUAAAGCACUUUAGAACUUUUUUAUAUGACUGACUCUUUAUUUGUUCUAUAUGUUUAUAUGUGAGAGAAUCAGUGUUGUUUCAUUAUAGAGGAGUAGUUUGAUUUCCAGCCAAGAAUUUGAUGAUUGAUACCAGAAUCCAACCUGUUCAAUAAAUGUAAAGCUACAGCCGGCAGCAAAACACCUGAUGCACUUCGCACCACAGCUCAUCAAUGAUCAUGUUUUAGCUUGUUUGGUUGAUCCUGACAAAAACUGAUGCGUAAAAACGACACUAAAUCUUUGUGAGUCUAUAGAAAUCCACUAUAAAAUCACAUCUUGAUGUUUUAACACUUUGGUUCCCAGAGAAAUAAAAAUACACAAUAUGAUGUUUGAUGGUUCCGCGGCUGCGUGGUUUCACUUCCAGUUUUUAAAGCGAGGCUAAGCUAAGCUAACCGCCUGCUGGUUGUGGCAAGUGUAAGUGCAUUUCCCAGAAAGUGGAACUACUCCUUUAACUGUUUCAUCCAAUUAUGCAUGUAAUGACACAGUUUCCUUUAUGGCUUAUUUCUGACUGUCGUAAAAUGAUUGACCUAAGUUAACCGUCUGUAUUUAGAACGUAACAAAUAGGUUGGAAAUAGAAAUAAGAAGCAGACACACACACAGAAAAUAAUUUUACAACACAUGCAAGUGUUAAAAAUAAACAUUAGAAAGUGUCCUGUUUCAGAAACGCUCUGUAAUUAACUCAGAACCACUGAUCAUA
Messenger RNA from Paralichthys olivaceus (Japanese flounder), 4297 nucleotides. It is a transcript of the gene hhipl2, whose product is annotated as HHIP-like 2. NCBI's taxonomy places the organism in Eukaryota, Metazoa, Chordata, Actinopteri, Pleuronectiformes, Paralichthyidae. The record is from RefSeq and is a predicted model, not a curated record.